CUUGUUGAAGUUAUCGAAGGAGAGGAGCUGACGUUCCUCAGGCUUGUGUCUACGAGGCUUGUAGACGAUUGUGGCUGAGCAUUCUAUCAAACGGAAAUCUCUGCGUGAUGUGAAAUCCUUGGCAUGCCUGCAGCUCAGCUCCACCAACGUAGCUGGAACAACAUCACCGAUAAACAUUCUCAACACUCGAAUCUCGGUGCAUCUGAGGGACUCUUUGCUCAUACCAGUACAGCUCACCACCUUCUCCAUCUAUUGUCUAGUUCCAACUAGCCAACUGUUCCGAUGGCACCGACCAUCAUCUUGAUUCGACACGCGGAGGCACUACACAAUAUCACAAAGGACUACAUGAUCCGAGACCCGCCUCUCACGGACGAUGGACUCAAAAUUCAAUGUCCUGCCCUUUCAACAGCACUGCAAGCUUUGCCGCUCGCGCAAGAAAUUGAACUUAUCGUCGUCUCACCUAUGCGCCGAACCCUCCAAACCACUGAGGCAUCACUUGGCUGGCUUCUAAAUCGCGGAUUUCCUGCAGUUGCCCGUGCUGAAUGGCAAGAGAAUACGGUCAACAAUAUUGAUAUCGGUCGUCCCAUCUCCGAGCUUGUGAAGGAAUACCCAAGGAUUGACUUUAGCGGUGUCGACCGUGUGUUCCCGGCAAAGGAGGGGCUUUAUGAAUUCUCCCUGGAAAGCCUGACUGAAAGAGGGGUCGUAGCAAGAAAGUGGCUGAAAGAGAGAAAGGAAAAGGUCAUUGCUGUUGUUAGCCACGAUGGAUUCAUGAGGGUAGGUAUUAGCCAUAGGAAAUUUGGAAACGCAGAUUAUCGCAUUUUCGAAUUUGAGGAAGACGUUAAUGGCAGAGAUGGAUUGAAACUGGUGGAGUGGGACCUGACAGAGAACAAUGGUGGUGGUUUGGGAACGUCACCAAAGGGUACUUUUGGCUGGUUGCCUCAUGAUUUUAAGUACAUGCCUCGGCCGCCGCCGCUCUCUGUGCAGGAGGAAUUACUAGGCCAGGCAGAAUAGAUAAGAUUGUUCGGGAUAAUACCCAAGCGGGGCGUACUUGAAACUUGAGAUUGUAGGUAGAUAUGCAUUUACUUCAUCGAUCAAAAUACUGAGAAG
Messenger RNA from Mollisia scopiformis, 1107 nucleotides. RefSeq names its product phosphoglycerate mutase-like protein. Bases 283 to 1011 code for a protein of 242 amino acids. Gene Ontology annotation, cellular component: cytoplasm. Gene Ontology annotation, molecular function: phosphatase activity. The transcript has 3 exons. The record is from RefSeq and is a predicted model, not a curated record. Lineage: Eukaryota; Fungi; Ascomycota; Leotiomycetes; Helotiales; Mollisiaceae.